Molecule: messenger RNA, 423 nt
Organism: Leishmania braziliensis MHOM/BR/75/M2904
Lineage: Eukaryota; Euglenozoa; Kinetoplastea; Trypanosomatida; Trypanosomatidae
Exons: 1
Coding region: 1-423 (140 amino acids)
Source: RefSeq, a predicted model, not a curated record
AUGUUACGAACAAGACUGUACCUAGCGCCGAUGUUGUCGAAGGCCACUCGACUACAGCUAGGGAAUAUCAAGACUGAAUAUGGUACUGUGUCAACAGCUGCUGGCUCAGUCGAAAAAUGGGGGUUUCUGUUUGGUGGGAACAUGUACCCCAUUGUUAGCCUAAGUUUUGGUAUUUUCAUGGUGUGUGCCACCAUGGCGGUAGCUGCCACGUAUCAACAGUACCGCGAUAUGGUGAUAGUCACCGAGCAUAUUUCGUACGAGGAUGUCAAGGACCGUUGCCUCACUCCGAUGCCCGGGUGGGUUCGUCUGCGUUCUUUCAGCAUGGCAACUCCACAAGGCCCUGCGACGUUCCGCGAUCCGACUCCCUUAGACUGGCUUCCGUUCGAGCUCAAGCUGGGAUACGUCAAGCAGGCUUCCUAUUAA